Messenger RNA from Alnus glutinosa, 1722 nucleotides. RefSeq names its product mediator of RNA polymerase II transcription subunit 19a. Gene Ontology annotation, cellular component: mediator complex. Bases 455 to 1120 code for a protein of 221 amino acids. Gene Ontology annotation, biological process: positive regulation of transcription by RNA polymerase II. The transcript has 8 exons. Lineage: Eukaryota; Viridiplantae; Streptophyta; Magnoliopsida; Fagales; Betulaceae. Gene Ontology annotation, molecular function: transcription factor binding; transcription coregulator activity. The record is from RefSeq and is a predicted model, not a curated record.
UUUCUCUUUCUCUCUCUCUCUCGCUCUCUCUCUCUCUCGGUAUCUUUUCCUCACCCGAUCUCACUGUGUACCUCUCUACUCCUUUGACCGGAAGUCCGACUCUCGUGGCCGGCCGUCGGUUCCAGCUACCGGAAACCUCGUUCCGGCCAUAUUAUCCGGCCAGCUCAACGGAAAAUUGAAGGCCGUACAUCCAUUGGAAACCAAGGAAGGAGGUUACUAGGUUAUAACUGGGCAAGAAUGGCAGAAGUUUAAGUGGAGGGUAUAACUGCUUGAAUUAGUACCUUUAACAAUAGAGCUAUUUUUUUUUUAUGAGGUGCUUGUUCUAGCACCUAUCGCCUGAACCACAGCGCUGACUCUGGUGCAGAAGGUGGGUGUAGAGUGCCCUGUUGAAGUUGGCCCACCUCAUCCAAGCACCUAGUUGAUAAUGGUACACUGUUUUCUGAAACAAUGACACAUGGAUCCUGAAGGCAAGAAGUUUGGAAGAGGACCAAGGGAACUGACCGGUGCUGUAGAUCUCAUAAGUCACUACAAGUUGUUGCCACAUCAUGAUUUUUUCUGCAAGAGAUCACUUCCUUUAUCAAUUUCAGACACACAUUAUCUUCACAAUGUUGUUGGAGACACAGAAAUCAGAAAAGGAGAAGGGAUGCAAUUGGAUCAGCUUAUUCAGAACACAUCUUAUUCCAGAGAUACUAAUGUACGAAUACAGCCGUUUGACCUGGAUAUUCUAAAAGAAUCCUUUCAAUUAAGGGAAGGUGCUCCCGUUGAAUUGCCCCUUGCGGAGAAGGGUAUCCCUACAGUUGUAGGGAAAUCAAAAAGUGAGUCCAAGGACAAGGAGAGGAAGCAUAAAAAGCACAAAGACAGAGAUAAGGAUAAGGAUAAGGAUAGAGAGCAUAAAAAGCACAAGCACCGUCAUAAAGACCGAAGUAAAGAUAAAGACAAGGAGAAAAAGAAGGAUAGAAGCGGGCAUCAUGAUUCUAGUGCUGAUCCCUCAAAGAAACACCAUGAAAAGAAAAGGAAGCAUGAUGGAGAUGAAGAUCUAAAUGACAUUCACCGACACAAAAAAAGUAAGCAUAAGAGCUCAAAAAUUGAUGAAAUGGGUGCGAUAAAAGUAGCCGGCUGAAAAGGUGGCGUACAAUACUUGAGUUCUUGUUAUCAAAUGGUUGUUAUUAGAGAUUUUGGAGGGGUCUAGUGCUUAACAUUAUCAAAUUGCUCGAGUGGUGACUAAAGAUUGUGAAGGUGAUUUGUCUGGGGUCGAAGGUUUGAUGCAAGGUAAAAAUUGCUUAGUGGACUCUUUUGUAUCAUAACAAUGGUCUAAUAUAAUUGUUAGUAAUGUGCAAGACUCUGAUACUUUGUUUCCCACUUUCGAUGGCACAUUUGAUUUCUCAGCAUGUACCCAUUAUUUUAAUCUUUCUCCUGUUUAGAGUUUUAGAGAUUAAGCCAUUGAUUAGCUUGAAUUAGAUUUUCUAGCUUUAACUUUAGGGAAGAACAGACUGAGAAAGGGGAUUGUGUAUAUUGGUUCUAUUUUCUUUCAGUUGUAGCAAUGACUAGCAUUUCUAGUUAUCCAAAAUGAUUGUAGGCACUACUAUGUUCUCACACGAAUCCCCAAUUCAUUUGUUAGGCUAUUCUCUGUACAUACAGUACAGUAAUGAUUGGCUCCCUGAGGGAACUGUUCUUUCUGUUGGUUGAUAUUUUGAGGCCAAGAAUGAUUUUUUUUGCUUCUUA